This is a messenger RNA of Lymnaea stagnalis (great pond snail), 32307 nucleotides long. The record is from the annotation of a GenBank genome assembly. NCBI's taxonomy places the organism in Eukaryota, Metazoa, Mollusca, Gastropoda, Lymnaeidae.
GACACUAAUGUAACAUGGAACACAUCUGACCCUGACUUUACACCAUGCUUUCAAAAGUCAAUACUGGCCUUGAUUCCAUGUUUCUUUCUGUUCUUUUUUGCGCCUUUCAAGAUUUUUUAUUUGUGGCGACGAGGAAUUCGUUACAUUAAAUGGAGCUGGCUUAGUGCUUUGAAAGUGGUACUGUUCUGUUUAUAAAUUGUAUUAAUUACAAAUGUAGAUGUUUCAGCAAAUGCCUUCUUCUGUGCAAAAAAACAAAACAUUUAUAAAAGUAUAAAUUAAAUUAUAUAUACAUAUAUAUAUACAUGCCAAAACAUCUACAUUUGUAUUUUGUAAAAUCAUCAUUAAAGCUGAACAUAUAUUUUUUUAUUUACACAUAUUGUUUGUGUCUAAUAAAUCUACUUUAAAACUUUAUCGCUGUCCAACGGUCUUAUAAUUAGUUAAUAAAUUGGCCAGUUCUUAAAAUGAUAAUUUAAUCAAUUUAUACUAUAUUCAAAUUUGAUUGACUUAUUGUUUCUAUUUUGAUUUAGAAUUGAUUUGUUAAUUUGUUCUUAAGUUUUACUUAUGAAACCUUAAUAAAACUAGUAUCCUUGUUAAAAGUAUUUUUUUAGUUUCCUCAAUCACAAUAUGUUAAUUUGUGUCUAUUUUAGGUUGUGAUUAGUAUUUUGAUAUUGUUUGCAACUUAUGAAAGCAUCAUUGCCAUCAUCAAAAGAGCCAAUGAUGACAGCAAGCCUAUAAUAGACAUUGUGUCUCCCUUGUGCGUGGUGCUGACCAUGGUAAUGUUUAUUUCUAAAACAGUUAAGGUUAAAAAGGUCCAUAGUUUUUUUCUAUGAAAUAAAACAGAAAAAUAAAUUAUUGCCAUUGGUUGUAAUUAUUCUGAGCCUAUUAAAAAUGUAUUUCAAGGUAAUAGGUAAUAUUUAUCUUAAAAUUAAUACUAAUUGUGUGGUGAUAAUAUAAAUAAAAUGAUGCAAAUUGGGAGUGCUUUAAACAAUGUGCAAUGCACUCCUUUUUUAUGGCAGCUGUUUGUCUCUAGAAGUCUCUUUGAAGUCUGGGUGAGCUUUUAUGUGGAAAAUGUACUGGUUUUUUUCAAGCAGCUGAUUCACCCUCUCCAUAUCAAUGCAACUUUGCAAUAAUAUCUUAAAGGAUAUUGAGUUCAAUGCCAGACAGGGUCUCAUCUACCAAAAGAUGUGUGGACUUGUGUUGAUUUUUUUGAAUGGCUUGAACUCCAGUCCACGAGUAUUUAUGUCAUGUCCUGGUGUCAACAUACCUAACCACAUAGCAACCCUGUCAUUUGUUUAAGCAAGACAUUAAAAUAUGUAUAAAAAUUACAUUAUCAUUUGUUAGAUUUAACAAACAAAAAUUUGUAUCUAUUCCAGUGUCUGGUCUUAAAAAUAUUAAUAUUAGAGAGAACACGCGGUGUCAGAACUUCUGGUCUGUUGUUUCUGUUCUGGUUUAUUUAUCUCAUUUGUGAGAUAAUUCGGCUACGAUCUGUAAUCAAGGUUGCUACAAGUCAAGUAAGAUUUUAUUUUUUAUGAUGACCUUGUAAUUAAUUGUCAUACAUAUCUGUGAAAUCAGGUUUUCAAGUACAAUCUUGUGUUGUUUUUUUUAAUAAAAUAUUUUUCACAACUGUAUGAUGAAAAUACAUCACAAAUUUAUUUGGAUUGAUUAACUAACAGGUGCAAUUUGUAAAUUAAAUGUACUUAUAGUUUUCUCCAUAAAAGGUUAACCACCUGAACUGUUUAUUUACAUUUUAAUAAUUUUCUUCAAGAUUUAAGGGGAACAUAAGGAAAGCUACAACAAAAAAAAAAUAAUUGCUCAAUUAAGAAUUUUUUAAAAAGUCUUAGGCAGUUUUCAGAGCAUUACUUUUAAGUCAUACUUAAUAUUUCACAGGGUUAUGUCUCACCUUCAAUAUUCAUCCACUAUCCAUGUGUGCUAUUUGCAUUAAUCCUGUCUAUGUUUGUGGAUGCCAAACCUGAAGGUUCAAUUUCUUCUGGAGAUGAGGUAGGAUUGAUAUUUUCCUAAAUAAACUAAAUACAAUAAAAAUCACAACACUCUUUGCACGAGCGCCCACAUAUUUUGAAAUUAAAGUGUUGAAUCUAAAUAUUUAUAGAUAAAUAAAGUGGCAUUUCUUCACAUUACCUGUAUCACAGCUAGAGACCGACAGAAUUUCGGUUUCGGCGCCGAAAGUGGCCAUUUUAUCACUUUCGGUCAAGUUUCGGUUUCGGCCAAACCUGAAAAGUUAACUUUCGUUUUAGUUUCGGCCGAAAGAGAAAAGUUAACUUUCGGUUUUUCUUCGGUUUCGGACGAAAUUGACUUAGACUUUCAGCCGAAAGUGACUCAGGUUUUCGGUCAUCUAAUAUUCAACGAAAGCGAUAUUUAACAACAAACUAAGCGACAUUUAAGAAUAAAUUUAGCGGCCUUUUCGAACAAACUUAACGAUAUUUAACAACAACCUAAGCGACAUUAAAGAACAAACUAAACGAUUUUUAAAACAAACUAAGUGAUCUUUAAGAACAUUCUAAGCGAUCUUUAAUAACAAACUAAACGAUCUUAAAGAACAAACUGAACGAUUUUUAAGACCGAACUAAAUUAUCUUUAAGAACAAAACAAAUGAUCUUUAAUAGAAAACUAAAUGAUUUAUAAGAAUAAACUAAGCGAUCUUUAACAGAAAACUAAAUGCCCUUUAGGAACAAACUAACAGAUCUUUAAGAACAAACUAAUCGAUCUUAAGGAAAAAAAUCAAUUAUCUUUAAGAACAAAUUAAGGGAUCUUUAUGAAAAAAAAGCGAUCUUUAACAACAAACGAAGCAAUCUUUAUGAACAAACUAAACGAUCUUUAAGAACAAAUAAAGCGAUCAUUAACAAAAACUGGAUGAUCUUUAACAAAAAAUUAAGCGAUCUUUAAGAACAAACUAAAAUAUCUUUAACAACAAACUAAGCGAACUUUUCGAACAAACUAAGCGAUCUUUAUGAACAAACUCACCGAUCUUUAAGAACAAACUAACCGAGCAAUAUAAGCAACUAACGAUCUUUAACAACAAACUAAACCAUCUUUAAAAACAAAUAAAGCGACCUUUCAGAAAAAAUUAAGCGAUCUUUUAGAACCAGAUCAGAAUAACAAUUUUUAGAGACCCGGUUUAAAGAAAUAAUAUGAAUGAGAGUGGGCCGCAUCAAGUAUCCACAAAAAAGCGAUUACAACUGUUACAAUCUGCUCAACCUUUAUAAAUAACAAUAAAAUCAUUAAGGGUUCUCAAGAACUAGGAUUCACUUUCAUCCACCUACUCACUGUUGCAUACAAAAAUAUAUAGAAAUUUUUUUUUUAAAAAUCAGAAUAAGACUAGUCGGUGAGAUUCGACUGAAACCAUCGCGGAGAGUCACAUUAUCGAUAUGAGAAUGGGAGAAACAGGCCGUGCAUUAACACUAAACUUUUCUGUCAUGUAGAGGGCCGCAAAAUAUCGUCUUGCGGGUCACAAAUGGCUCGCGGGCCGCGAGUUUGAGACCCCUAUAUUAGAUGUUUAUUUAUUAAUAUUCACGAUUAUCUCAUUUGUUAUAAAAAGAAUGUAAAUAUUUAUACUUUCCCACAUCAUUUUCGAUGAAUGCAGGAUGUAUGCGGGAACAAAUUUCAAAAUAUCUUAAUAUUUCAUUUUCGGUUUCGGCCAAAAUUCAUUUUUAACUUUCGGCGUUUUUUCGGUUUCGGCCGAAAGUCAUUUUUAAACUUUCGGCCUAUUUUCCGCUUCGGCCGAAAUCAGAAAAAAUCACUUUCGGUCGGUCUCUAAUCACAGCUUUACCACCAAACUACAAUAUAUCAUAACCAUUUAUUAUAUCCACAGUUAUAUUUUAAUUUAUUUAUUGUAAUGAUUAUUAUUUUUAAAAAAAGAAUCCAUGUCCAGAGAAGAGCUCAUCAUUCCUAUCACAGCUGACUUUCUGGUGGUUCACUGGGUAAGUAGUUUCUAUGAAAUCUCACUGAUUUCUGUUUUUCUUUGUGCUGUGAAAUAACCUUAAGUUGUUAUAACUUUGCUGUUGUACCAUUGUUAUGAUUUUGCUUCAAUGAUGUGGAGUAUAAGACAGGGUUACUGAAUUUUAAUGGAGCUUACGGAAUGCCUUUAUUUUUCAUGGAAAUUUAUUUUAACAUUGCCCGCUUGGUUAAAAUGUUCUAAACAUAGAAUGAAAUAUACAUUGAAUCUAAGGUCAUGUGGUGAUAGGGCAACAUAAUACUUGUCACUUUAAAAUUGGCAUAACACUAAGUAACCAAUGGGAUCUUUAAAUAUCAAGGAUUAUCAUUAUUGUCCUUGGGAAAGGAACCCUGAGGAAUUGAAAAAAUUAACUGACCCCUAAAAAUUUGGGGUAAUCCAUUUUUUUUUAGUAUGUGCUUAAGAUAUGAGAAAGGUCAGUAUAAACCUGUGAUAAGAAUUUCACGAAUAAUAUUGUUUGCUCCAAUAUUCAUAGAAUGGUUGUUCAGGGCUAUAAGAGGGCUUUGGUCCAGACAGAUUUAUGGUCACUCAACAAGGAAGACACCACUGAGUAUGUGGCUAAUGCCUUUUACAGAAAAUGGAAUGGGACAAAAGAAAUGUAAGUUUUCUCAAAUUCGAACCACCGUUAAUAAAAGGUAUGGUUAUCUGCAGUACCUGUAAAACAAUGCCUAUUGCUGCAACUAAGACACUUAAUAUUUUUUUUUUCUUUGGUCCUAACUGAUUUAUAUUCUUUGUCGCUCAACUUUAUGACUUUGUACCAUUAUAAUUAUCGAGAAAGCAAGUGAUUUCACUCAAUUAAAACCAUCUUCACUUAAAGAACUAUUUGAAGCGAUAUGCAUUUGUAAAACUAAAAAAAUUGUGGUGGAAACAUCCCACCCUCUUCAUCCACUUACGUAAGAUCAGUCGAUCAGGGUGAAUUCUUUCUCUCAAAUAAUGACAAAAAGUUAUAAAAAUGUAUUUGUUCCCCAAUCUAUCGGAAUUGACCUGCGUGCUCUGCCAGCUGUUACAAAAUCUAAAUAAUCCCUCUUAAAGUCAAUGUUGUUAGUUCCAUGGCAUAUGGCGGCUGGUUUUUGACUUGAGAAAUACUUUAGAUCACUUGUGUUAAAUUGUUCUAAUUUAAAAAUGUUUGCCUUUGUAAGAAUAUGUAUCCGUGCGCUGAAAAUGAAUAUGUACUUUGGAAUAAAAAAAAUAUUUCCUUUUAUUUGAAUCAAUAAAAGAAUAGUAUUAUCUUAUUCCAUUUCCUACAUUUAAAGCAUAUUAGCUUUUGUAUUUUAGAGUGCAGAAUCAGGCAGAUGUUGUUGAGACUUUGAUCCUCCAAUCCUGAAACAUUAAGUUUUGUUUUAACAUUUACUUUCCAAAGCAUCCACACUCCUGUAGCCAAUGGGGAUGUCCAUGAGACUAGCUUCAUGUACAAAGAAGGCAGCGCUAUUCUUGUGCCUUAUGGGGUUGGAUUUGAAGAGUCGCAAAAACCAAAACGCAGCUUGUUUCAUGCUUUGGUCAGAACUUACAUUUGGUUUUUCCUACUGGCAGCAAUUUACAAACUUAUUUAUGAUAUCCUUGUGUUUGUUAGUCCACAGCUGCUCAAGUAAGUAACAUGAUAUGUAUUUAUUUAAAAUAGGAUUGAUUAGAUCUAAAGGAUUUACACCUUUUAAUAAAGGAUCGUACCAUCUUAUUAAAGAAAAUGUCAGGAUUAGCUUUUCUGUCAAGCGAAACAAAAGUGUUACCGACCCAUAAAUGUCAGCACCUAAUUUUUAUUAUAACAUUUCUGCUUUGUGUGUUUCAAAUGUAUAUUUCUUCUUUUAAAUUUACAUGAAGAAAUAUUUUUAUACAAACCAUAAUUCAGAAUUAAUUUACUCACAACAUAAUAUAAGCUUCUACAUUGAUCGUACAUUAACCAAUUUAAAAAUGAUUUUAAUACAUUUUUUUCUUUACAUGUUUUGAGGUUACUAAUUCAGUUCACAAGUUCUGAUGAACACAUGUGGCGUGGGUUCUUCUACGCCUCGAUGCUUUUACUUAUUGCCUUGCUGCAGUCAGUCUUGCUUCACCAGUACUUCCAUGCAACAUUCAUCCUGGGAAUGAGGCUCAGAUCCACCAUCAUUGCUGUCAUCUACAAAAAAGUAAGUCUGAAGUAUUGUCUUUAUCAUAAAGUCCACUGGUUAUGCCUUCUGUUCUUAUUAAAACAGAAAUGUGUUAAUUGAAUAACUACGAGAUCGAAAAUCAGGCUGUGGCCAGAUUAAAUUUAGGUCACAAUUUCUCAUUGAAACUGUAUGUACAAAUUCAGUUGCAGUUUUUUUAAUUCUUAACAUAUUCUAAUGAGUAAUAAACCAUUGUGUAGGAAAAUGAAUUGUCUAUAAGAUAAACAUAAAACAUUUUUACAUUUAAGUUUUGGUAGGAAAUUAUUAAUGUGUAAAUGUGUCUGUAAAUUAAAACCUCAACGAUGCCCAACGAGAAUGGGAACGGAAUAAUAUAAGAUUUUACUUGAUAUACUACUAAACAAACUGCAGCGGCUCUUGGCCAUAACGAAAGAGAUGCCAAUCCACUCCCAGUGUCUCAUGGUAGUUAACCAGUUAAUAGUAUCACUGACUAUAGUAAUAGAACCUAAUUAAACCAAACAAAAUAUCAUUUAAACUUAAGUGUUCUUUAAAAUUCUAAAUAUAUUGCUAUUUGAGUUUCUGUGUGUGCAUAUAUAUAUGGUUUUAAACAAGUAUUUCAAAAUAAAAGUAGGAGCACCUCAAAAAUUUUGCUUAAAUAAAAAAAAAUUUUUGUGGGUGGUCGCACUAAUUAGGAAUUUUAUAAAGUGUGUUAUUUGAAAGCAUGUUUUGUCAAGUAGCUGAAGAUGAUGGAAAGUUCACACAUUGCGUUUGCCAUUAUUUGGCUGGCUAUAGCUAGUUAUGUAUAUUAAUGUAGGAAACUAAAAACAGAAAUGAAUAAUAGCUAAUAAGUGACCACUAUGUUUGUCUCCAGACAUUAAGAUUGUCCAACACUGCCAAACGAUCCUCUACUGUUGGAGAGAUUGUCAACCUCAUGUCAGUGGAUGCCCAGCGCUUCAUGGACCUUACAACCUACCUGCACACCAUCUGGUCAGGUCCUUUCCAAAUCUGUGUGGCCCUGUACUUUUUGUUUCAAACACUGGGACCUUCGGCCCUUGCAGGUGUAGGUGUGAUGGUUCUGUUGAUACCACUGAAUGCUGUCCUGGCUAAUAAGUCAAGGCAAUAUCAGGUAAGAACCAGGCAGUAGGAAACAUUGGCCACAUAAACUCUUAAAAAUCUAUCAAUAAAAUGCUAGUCCACACUUGAAACAAAGAAAAGUGUGAGGGUAAUCUAGGUAUAGGUUACGUUUUCAUGGUAAUUCCAUUUAUAUAGAUGUGUUUAAAAUAUCUCUUUGUUUGCAUUAUUCUUCAGGUUUCUCAAAUGAGAUUGAAAGACAACAGAAUAAAGCUCAUGAAUGAAAUUUUGAAUGGAAUCAAGGUAAUUGCUUUUUUUAAUUGAGCUAUCUUCUGCUAAUGAUUGCAUCUCAAAGUUGUAAUUUUCCUUGGAUUUUUCCUUAAUCAUAAGGAUUUUUUUGGCCAAAAUAACAUAAGUAACAGAAAAAUAAAUAAUACAAAUCUUUAUAUUUUUGUGAUUUGAUGCCAUUAAAAAGUGUUUAAAGUGAUUCCUUUAAACAUCUUAAACAUAUUUUUUCUGGUAAAUAAGGUGUUGAAACUAUAUGCAUGGGAAGGCUCAUUUCAAGACAAGGUUCUCAAAAUUCGAAAUGAGGAGCUGAGAGUCUUAAAAAAGGCAGCUUAUCUUAAUGCCCUAAGCUCAUUCUUCUGGACAUGUGCACCUGUACUUGUAAGUAAACCCCAUUUGAGCACAUCUUUGGUCAGCAGAAAUGUGAUUAUUUGUGUCAGUUACACACUCUAUUCGAUCAGAGUUUGCAUGGAUGAAUUUAUAUGAAUCAGGUUGACUCAAUAUUUAAUUUUAUUUUCCAUUUAAUUUUCAUAUAGUGUUAUAAAACAUUUAAAUGUUAAAUGCCAAAGUUAUUUUUUGUAUGUUUAUUCUCUCAGGUGUCUCUGUCAACAUUUGCAGUAUAUGUUUUAUCAUCACCUGAUAACAUCUUAGAUGCAGAAAAAGCUUUUGUGUCCCUAGCACUAUUCAACAUUCUAAGAUUUCCACUUUCCAUGGUGCCCAAUGUCAUAACCAACAUCGUACAGGUGAGGACUCAGUAACUAAAUUUCAAAACCUAUCAUUCUGAUUCUCCAAAAAACGCAUGUUACCAAGUCAUUAAUAAAAUAUAACUGUCUUUUUUUUUAAAUGUUAAAAACAUUGAUAGGUUACAAUCAUAUAUGAUAAAAGGUAACACGAUGCAAUACUUGUUUUAUGAUAGUUAUAAUGGAAAAAGCUCAAGGAUAGGGAGAAUAGUUUUCUUUCUCUUAAAAAAAUAUUUUUUUUUUUUACAGGCUAAUGUUUCACUUAAGAGGAUUCAGAAUUUCUUGAACCACCCUGAACUUGAUCCUUACUGCAUUGACAAGCAAGACACAGAAGGUCAGCUAUUUAUUGUUGGCUCAUUUUUGUGAGCAAAGUGAUUUCUUUAUUAUUUGAACUUUUUGUUACACCAAAUAAAUUGAGUGCUUAAAAAUAACAUUGAUUGCCACUCAAUUAAGUUUUUUUUCUUAUAAUUUCAGAUGGGCUGGCAGUCAGGCUGGAGGAUGCCAGUUUUUCCUGGGAAGAAGGAAAUAUUACAUUAACAGAGUAUGCACACAUCUUUUUUUUUACAGCAGCAACAAUAAUUUGAUUAUUAUUAAUUUACCUGUUUAUGUAUAAAUAAAUGUGGAUACCUCUUUGAUUUUUAUUCGGUUGGAGUAUUUGAACAAGAAAUGCCAUCUUUAAAAUUGUACUUUUGUAUUUAAGCAUAAACAUGAAAGUGGAAGAAGGAGAGUUAGUGGCUGUAGUUGGUGCUGUGGGGGCUGGAAAAUCUUCCUUGCUGGCAGCUUUGCUGGGUGAAUUGGAGAAGACAAGCGGCCAUGUGUCGGUCAAGGUGUGUUAUCAGUAACAUUGUUAAGUGUUGUUUGUAAAAUAUAAGGAAUUAUGCAGAUAAAUGCUAAUGUGGGCAGAAAGAACAAAAUGAUAUUUGUUUUCAUUAGAAAAAAAUUGUAAUUGUCAAAUUAAUUUACAUGGCAAAUCAUAAUUGUAAAUAUUGCAAACCACAAAUAUUCACUAUAUUGUUUGAAAAAGAUCAAAUAUUUUUUCUUCAAGAACUCUCAAACCAGGAAUAAUGCAACCUUAAAAGGGUACUAAUGAACUUUUGAGCUUGAAUAUGUUACACCACAAAUAUAUUACUUGUGAAGUAUAAUUUCCUCAGGGCUCAGUAUCCUACGUCGCCCAGCAGGCUUGGAUUCAGAACGCCACAGUUAAAGACAACAUACUCUUCAACAAACCUCUGGAUCAAACCUAUUAUGAUUCUGUGGUAAAGGCUUGUGCUCUAACUACAGAUUUAGAGAUAUUGCCUGCAGGAGAUCUAACUGAAAUUGGAGAAAAGGUAAUUUGUCAUAGAGCAGAAGCUCCAACAUUGUGUUAUCUCAAACUUGAAAAUGUGUGACUGAUAUGGGGGGGGGGGGGGGGGGGGGAUUUAAUAUCAUGGCAUAGGACGGGGCUGACAAAUAUGGUGGCACCAGCUGCUUAAAAAAAAAGUGAGGGGUGUGGUUUGAGAUGUGGCAACAAAAUUUUAUAUUUUGUACUAAAAGAGAUAUAACUUUUCUAUUGCCAAUUUAGUUUAAAGGAUGCCUUGAAAAGCUCUGUUUGAGGCUAAGGCCACCACUGAGUACAUUAUAGUUGUAUGUUUUCACUAAAAAUAAAAAAAAAGGGCUUUGUUUUCUCUUGAAUGCAGUUUUGAUUUGAAAAAGAUAUCUCGUAUGAUCAUUAAAACAAUGCAAAAUAAAAUAGUAUGUUUGUUAAUUUAAAUAUUUGUUGAAUAUUCAUCUACAUGUCAUCUUGAAUCUGGAUGAAAAUCCUUGGGAACAAAACAAAAUGUUUCUUGUCAUAUGAAUCAAAUUUAUUCAAAUAGUAAAUCAUAAUUUUCUAUAAUGCAAACCACAGAUAUUCAUUGUAUUGUUUGAAAAAGAUCAAAUAUUUUUUUUCUACAAGAACUCUCAAACCAGGAGUAAUGCAGCCUUACAAAGGGACUAAUGAAGUGUUGAGCUCUCAUAUACGACACUCCAAAUAUACUACUUAUGAAGUAUAAUUUCCUCAAUCCUUGUUGAUGUUUUUUUUCCCAUUACUGUUUGCACUGAUUUUAGGACCAGUUAUAUUCAAAAUUUUUAAAUGAAUGCUUUAGAUUUAGAUUAUGCCACCGGGUAUUUUCAUUUCUACCUCCACAGGGCAUUAAUUUAUCUGGAGGACAGAAGCAACGUGUGGCAUUGGCCAGAGCUGUGUACCAAGACACUGAUGUUUACUUCUUGGAUGAUCCGCUGUCAGCAGUGGACUCACAUGUUGGGAAACAUUUGUUUGAUGAGGUUAUUGGACCUUCAGGAAUGCUCAAAGGAAAGGUACAGUUAUAUUUCUUACAAAAGUUUCACUCUCUUAACAAUUAAAAUAUGAUAUUCACCUAUAUUAAAAAUUAAUGUUUUAGUUGACUUAUUAAAACCAGGUUAUGUGACUGUUGUAUUAAAAAUAAAUUUAAAUUGCAAUAGUUAUUAAAAAAGAUUGUUAUAUUUUGAAUUUAGUUUUUCUAUGCAUUAAAAAAUGUUUCUUUCAUUAUUUGCAGACCAGAAUCCUAGUAACUCAUGGCAUAGGAUUCUUGCCACAGGUUGAUAAAAUUAUUGUACUUGUGAAGGGUCAGGUCUCAGAAGUAGGAUCUUUUGCAGAACUGAUGAAACGCAAUGGGGCAUUUGCAGAGUUUUUACGCAACUACUUGACCGAGGAACUGAAAGAUGAAAACAGUGUUGCCGAAGACAUUGAUGGUAGGUGCUAUAGAUAACUUUGGUGUUGUCAAAAUUUAACUUUGGUGUUGUCAAAAUUACACACAUUGUUGCUACUACAUAUUGUCAUAGUAACAAAAAUUAGUUCAUGGAUGAAAUUAGUGGAAACCAAUUUAAAACUCAAUGUUCACUUGACAUUAUUUUAGGAUUAAGUUUAUUACAUCCGAUUGAAAAUUGAUUCCUUCAUUUGCUGACUAAAAUAUCUUAAACAUGUAAACAACACAUUAAAGAUUGUGUAAUAUUUUCAUCAGUCUAUUACAAAUAAUUAGAAGUAUUUCUAGAGAAUGACUGCUCCAACUGAUUUCAAAUGAGUUUUUUAAUUAAAUAAUUCCAAUAAUGCAUAAUGGUUUACAAUAUCCUGUAAUUGAAUGAAAUGGAUGUUUAAAAAAAAAGGAAAAAAAAAAAAAAAGUGAGAAAAUAAUAAGCAAUUAUAAUUUAAGGAACAACAUUAAAUAGUGACAAAAUAUCUGGUGAAAUUUGAAAUACAAAUGGCAUAUUAAACAGGUAUUUUAUUGACUUAUGGUUUCUUUCUUUUCUUUUUUUUUUUUUAUAAAUUCAUUUUGUAAAAUUUGUAUGAUUUUGUAUUGCUUAUUAUAUUUUUUUCUGAAGCAGCUGAAAAGGUUAUGUUAAGUAAUAAUAAAUGCAUGCAGAGUUUGCCCCUAGAAAAUAUUUACAUGGAGAUGAUAAAAAUGCUUUUAAAGUUGUUAAACUUAUGUGGUACUUUUUUUAGGCAGAUGGCAGAUAUGCAAUUAUACCACCUAAAAUAAAAAAAAUAAAAAAAUCAGUUUCAUUUCCCUUUAAGGCUGCUUAAUUCUUAUUCAGAUGUGAAUGAGAAUCUUCAAAAAUAUUUUUUUUUCAACAACCAAUAUAAAUUCACUUGCUUUUGGUAGCAUUUAAUGUUUUUAAUUUGAUGUAGGAAAGGUGUAAAUAUUAUUUUGUUUUUAGGCUAUUCCAACUCUGAUAACGAUGGUAAGAUUGCAUGAACAAAACAAGGGUUUUUACCUUCUUUUUUUUUUUAAACUUAUCCUACCUUAAUGACCUGUAAUGUUUUGCUAAUAUUGUAAGUGAAUCAAUGGAAGGUUGUACUAAGUCAAACUGUUAGUGCAGCAUUUAUUGUAUAGCAAUAUGAAAAAUUAGUAUUAAUUAUUGAAAAAAUAACCGUUAAAUUUUGAAACAUUUUUUUAUUGGAUAUCUUUUUAAUCAUAACUCACUCAAAGUUGACUUUAUGUACAUCUUUUAAAGCCCAUAACUUCUGUUGGUUUGCACUUGUAUAGCUUUUCAUUAUUCUUGUCUGAAACAUUUAGAAGCAAUGUUUAAAUAAUAAAAACAUCAAUUAAAAAGAUUACCUUUCUGUAUGUGAAAUUGUAUUUUAUAGAAAGGUUUUAUAAACUCAGUAUAUUAAUAGGAAUUGUGGAUUUUCAGGACUUUUUAUCCAUUGCUAAAAGAGAAUCAUGUUGUAAAAAAGCCCCCCCCCAAAAAAAAAAAACAACAAAAAAACAAGGAUGUAAAAGUAGAGAUGAUGUGAACUUUAUUAAAUCCACAUUUUACCUCAUAACCAAGAGAAUGCUUAUAAAAUUAUUAGGAUUGGUGGCGAUCUCUGCUUGCAUGUGGGGAACAGGGAAUCAUAGCUUGUCUUUAUUUCACAGUGCUCAUUUCAAACUUUUACACAUUUCUUUAGGUGCACAAAAGCCAUUAGGUCCACUUCAGUCAGAGCUACUAGGCAGGUCGUUAUGAUAAAAAUAAUUAAUUGCUGUGUCAUUAAGUUAAUUCUUCAGAUUGCUGGAAGCGCAUUCAGUUGAUUAGGUGUCAUGCUGUUCAGGAAUUUGUCACUAUUUCUUCUUAAUAAAAUGUUUAUUAUAGUAAUGUAUCUCUUUUCCUUUCUGGGAAAUUAAUCUGAAAAUGAUAGUCUAAUCCAAUAUUUUAUUUAUAUAACUCUUAUAUACAUUUUACACUUUUAGUAACAUUGCUUUUAUUAUCAUAAUAACACAAUUAAAUAUAUGGUUUUAUUAGGAAACAAAAUAACUUUCAAACCAUGUGCACUAGGAAUUAAUGGGUUCAUGCAAUCAGUAAUAUAUAAUCUGUUCCGUUUGUCCCCCUCCCACAUCUCUGAUUUCACCCGUUUUGUGAUCCAAGAUUUUUUUAGCAUGUUUUCUUUAAAAGUAUAAACUAUUUUAAUAUUAAGAAAUAUUUUGAAGAAUUUCUCUUAGGUUUGUUAAAAGCAAAUUAACAAUCCUAAUAUGCAAGUUGAGGAAAAUUUUAAAAUAAUCCCUUAAAAGUUAAAAAAUUUAAGAUAAAUAUUGCUUUUAAUAAAUAUUCAGUAUGGGACAUCAGCGUAACAGGACUUUAAAAUGAAUUAAUUAAAAUAUUUAGUAUUAAAAAAAGUUAGUCUGUUAAAUCUCCCUCACUGUCCACUUUUCUUAGUCCUAGGCUUCCCUACUAAUGGUAUUAGAUUAAUGGUAAUUAAAAUGAUAAUAAUCUAGUAAAUCGUCAUAGAGUUUAAUUUAGUUUUUAUGUAUCAAUAUAUUCACCAAACAUUGACAAAAACUUUAAAAAAACAACCUGGAAGCUAUUUUUCUAUUCUUUUGUGUUUACAUUUAUUUUAAAUUUGUUAAUGCUACAAUUUCACCACCCUACUCAACUCAAUAGCUAUUUACAUAAGAGUAAAGUAAAGUUUACCUAACACCUAUAUUUUAAAGAUGAUUAAACAAUGGCCAAUGUAAAGCAUCUUUGUCAUUAAGUUUUUUAAAUGCAGCACUAGAAAGAAAAAUGCAUUAAAAAAAGGACAAAUUGGCUUAUAGCAGAUUUAGUUGGAGCCUCUGGCUAGUUGUCAGCAUAUAAAUCUUUAAUAACUUUGAAAAAUAUUAAAAUGGUAUUUCAAGUAUUGAUCUGCCCAUUGUCACUUGCUAAUUAUUGAUAUAUUUUGUAUCUUUAUUUACACAGUGCUGAGCAAGAGAGAAGAAAUCAUGUCACAGAUAGAAUCUAUGAUAGAUGAUACAAGUGCUUUACAGAGGUAAGCUGCAUAUCCUUAUUAUCACUUAUUGCAUAUGAAAAAAAAACACUACACAUACUUACAGUGAUUGAUUGCUAACACCAGGCUUAUUCAUGCAAUUAUUGAUUAUAUUUUUUUUUUAAACACUACAGAUACUUACAAUCAGUGAUUACUAAUGAAAAAAAUUCUAGAUGUAAAUACAAUGAUUGAUUGUAACUAAUGGUAAAGCAAACAAAUGUUCAUUGUUGUUAACAAUGAACAAAAUCUUUCAUCUGAGAUUAAUUUUUGGUUGCCGAGGUGACUGGCCUUCCAAGAAUUGUGUGUGCUGAUUGUUAUAUGUAAUCCCAUUUUAUUUCCUGUAAGUGCAGCAUGUCAUUUUUUAUUGACAUAUUUUUGAAGCUGUAGAAAAUAUUUUUGACACUAAUGUCACUGAGAUACAAAAGUAAUUUAAUAACAAAGAGUAGACAAAAUAUGUGGGGGCCUGUUUGAACUUUGAAUCAGAAUCUAAUUUAAAAUGAUCUACAUUAAAUUCUGUCAUUUUUGCUGCGGAGUGCACAAUAAUAGAAUUGACCAUAAAUUUAAUUUAUUCAACUCCAGACAGGUGUCGAAAAUCAGUGAGCGUAUCCGAUCAGACACAGAAGUAUCCAAAGGCAGCAACACAUCUCUCCCCACAACCAUGACAUCUCCAUCAAGUAAGAGGCAUGAUAAGUCAGACAUUAUUGAAAAUGAUGAAGAGAAGAAACUCCUGCCAGAAGAACCCACAGAGAAAAAGGGAGAUAAGUUGGUGCAGGCUGAAACGGCUGAGACAGGAAGGGUGAGGAAAAACUUAAUCUUGACUGUCUCAUAUGAACAUAUUGUUGCUAUUUUAAAACAUUUCUCUUUUAAUUAAGAAGAAAAUGUUGUUGUUUUUUUACAUAAAAUUUACGUUAAAAAUAAAUUGCAUUUGAAUUGUGUAUACCUUUAGAUUUGUGAGACUAUUUAUGUUCAGCUCAAAAUUAUUGUAUUCAUUGGAUUAUUAGUAUAAAUAGCUUUAUUUAAAUUAUAAGGAAAAAAUUAUUGUAUUCAUUGGAUUAUAAGUAUAAAUAACUUUAUUUAAACUCCAAGGAAAAUUUUUUAAACAUUUCAACGUCAAAAUUUGAGCAAAUUUAAGAUGGUCCAAAGAGACUAUUUUUAACGUGAUGCCAGCUUAUCUAUACAUCAACAUAAUUAUUUCUCAUUGCUUUCAGGUAAAAAUGACAGUGUUCAUGGCCUACGUCAGGGCUGUAGGAGCCUUCCUCAGUGUCCUCAUCUUGUUCUUCUACAUACUCUACAACUCUGCCAGCAUCUACUCAAAUAUUUGGCUCAGUCAGUGGAGCAAUGAUGCAAGAAAUCCAAAUAUUUCAGCAGAUGAAGAUCAGAGAAACAUGAGGCUAGGGGUGUAUGGCGCACUUGGUGUUUUACAAGGUUGGUGUUGCUUAAGAUUGACGCGACCGCAUUGUGCUGUUCCUGGGGUUGACCUACGGUAAUAACAUCUGUAGAUGUAAAACAGAUUUAUGAUAGAGAAGUAAAUGAUUAUUACUCAGUCAGCAGGAGUAAGUUUUAUUUUAAGUUGUCUGAAAAAAAUUAAAAUGUUCAAGAACCAUUAUCUAACAUUCAGCUUGUUUUUGUACACAAUCUCAAUAAUCUCAGACAUUUUUUCAUAAUUUUUUUCAGAAUCUAUUUAUUUAUUCCAUUAUAUUAUGAUUUAAUACCCCAAGUGUCUGUUACAAAUAUAUUUACCGACUGACUUUCGUUAACUAGAUUUUUUAUUUUACCAAUAUGCAUGUUAAAAAUGUUUUGCAGCCUUUUAAAAAGAAAAUCUAAAUCAGAAGAGGUCUUUUUCUUAAUAUGGCAGCAUUUAGUUUCAUGUUCAUUAUUUUUCUUAAUUGCAUGACAGUUCUUCUCAAAGUUAUCAGAGAUCUCUUGGCACCCCUGUUCAAUCUUUGUGUGAAUUCUGGUGAAUUUUUAAAAGAAUAAUUUCUUAUUAUAUCCCAGGAUUAUAAUAACACAAGGUUGAGCGGGGGGGGGGGGGGGGUGUGAUUUUGCACUGAUUUUGAGAAGAAAUGUUAUAUUUUGAGCCCUUCUGUCAUGCAUGUAAUGACGAUCCUGUUAGUUUUAUAGACAUCAUCUGAAUUACGCUAAUUUACUUUUGGCCCUAAUGGACUUGUCUGUUCAUGAGUUAACAACUCAGUCUCAACAUAACUUCUACUUACCCAAAGUGAAACUGACUAGAAUUCACUAGCAGCCGGUCUUUCUUUCAAGGAUCUCAAACUUAAAUCACCAUUAGAGCCCCAUUAUUGAUAUCUUACACACAUCACUGCCAAGAAACAGAUUUGAGAAUCUUUUAGUUAAUAUUAAAUAUUAUGGUUUACUUGGCUUCCUAGUUUUUACAGAGAAAAAUGUCAAUAAAUAAAAGUAUGUGAAACAGAGAUUCACAUCUCACACCCAACAGUUAGCCAUUACAAGGCUUUUUGCUUUGAGAUCCCCUGCUGUACUUUAAUCCACUCUUAAUCUAACCAUCACUCUUUCAUGUAAUAGUUCAUUUAUAACUACAUAAAACAGGCAUUGGAAUGAUUUGUGCCAUUACUGGAAUCAGAUUUGCGUGUAUCCUCGCUGGGGACACAUUUCACAGGAAGAUGCUGUCCACAAUUCUUGCUUCACCCCUAGAGUUUUUCGAGAGCACUCCACAGGGAAGAAUUUUAAAUCGCCUGGGCUCAGAUCUGAAUGUGCUUGAGAUUUCCCUCCCCCAGUUCUUGCACUCUUGGCUACAUUCAGUCUUGGUGGUUAUCGGAAUUCCUAUAGUGAUUGGCUUAGGAACUCCGUGGUUCCUUGUCACUCUGACACCAAUGACUGUCAUUUAUUUCUUAGUGCAGGUGAAAUUUUUUGUUUGAACUAUACAUGCUUGGCUAGAUUCCUUACUGUUACAUCCAUCAACCUAAAAUAUACAGUUCCUUUUCAUAGACUUACAGUAAUGUAAAUUUAUAAAUUAAGCUUUUUACUUCUAUAGUGCAGAUUUUGCAGUUUCACUUUCAGGAGCUAAAUGUAUCAGCUGUAAAAUCUCAAGUAUAAUUUGAAUAUUUUGUACCUAUUCUGUUAACCUAGGAACAGGUAUUAGGGUAUUAUAAAUAGGGAUGAGCCAAGUGCUGACCUGGUACCUGAACAAAAACUGCACCUGGCUCAGCCCUAAUUAUGUAUACAAUCAAAAAAUUUUGUAUUAGUUAAUUAGUAUAAGUUGAUUAUUAUUAUUAGUUAACUAAAAUUGAUCCCACAGCUAUUGGGUGAAUAUUAUAUUGUUUAAAAUAAUAUGGUAGGCCUAGAAAGCUACUGUAUAACAGAGAAUAAAUAAUAAGAAACAAUAAUUUGGGCCUACCACAUGAUGUAGUUAAAUCUAAUAGGAGUUGAAAAAUAGGCAGUGCUUUACAUCAGAUUUUAAAUGAUUGAUUAAAAAUUAGAACUUAAUAUUUUUCAGAAUCUAUAUUUUUCCCCAAAAAUGGGAUAUUUACAAUACACAAGUGUAUCAUACUUGAGAUAUUACGCUAUUUUAAAAGUACUCAACCGGCAAACGUGUCGAGAAUCAUUAAAUGUUUCAAAUAUAGUGUACCAUUAUUCAAGUCUUUUUGCAUAUCAUUAAAAUCAGCUUGCAGUCCUCUUAUAAAUCAUAAAAAGUUUAAGACACAUUGAUAAAAAAAAAAAAAUCAGUUGAUAUAGUCUUUCCAAGCUUUGUAUUUUAAAAAAAAAAAACAGUUUUAAGGGACAUGUGUUGCUUGAAUUCAAUCCCAGAAAUUUUUUAUUUCUCUAAAUCAUUUCAUGAUCCAUCACUCUCUUUUCACUGCUAAGGGGCAUGUUUCUUGAUUUCAAUCCCUGGAAAAUUAUUUCUCUAAAUCAUUUCAUAAUCCAAUAUUCUCGUUUUACGUUUUUUUUUUAAAUUUAAGGGUUCAUUUAUUAAUGCAUUUCUUUACAUAAUUAUUAUAAGAACUGAUUUAUUUUAGAAGUUUUUUAAUGAAAUCAAUGAAAAAAAUCUUAUCCGAACAGUGUUUCACUAAAUAUUUAAAUAGUUGUUCAACACAUCUCUCGCAAAUGCUUCUCCUUUGUGACCACAGGUGCCCUUGUCAUGAUCUGUGCUUUUGUCACAGCCAUCGGUGGGCUCGCAGCAUCUCGCUCAAUCUUUGCUCAUUUUCUGGCCAGCCUGCUGAGAAGUCCACUCAGUUUUUUUGAGGGGCGUGCACCUGGUGUCAUCUUGAACCUGUGUUCGGACGACAUGGCCGAGCUGGACUAUGUGGUCCAUUUCAGUGUGCGCUCGUAUCUCAUGGGCUUCAUGUCAGCUGCAGGCACAGCUUUUGUCAUCGCUUACAGCACACCAUGGGCGCUGGUAACCCUGCCCUUCAUUGGCCUAAUUUACUGGGCCGUGCAGGUAGAUACAAAUUAAAUUGACAAGAGUCGGCAGGUGACCAUGUCCCUGCUCUAGGCAUGUCACUGGUAAAUUUAUGAUUACUCUGGUAGAUGUUAUCUCCCUUAUACCCAAUGAAAUUAAAGGAUGAAUGCAAGUGUUGGGUGUGAACCAACUGUUGACUAGAAUAAGGCAAAUCUAAUAAUAUAAGCUUUUCUCUGGCGACAUUGGUUCAUGCUUACAAUGGUUCUCAUCUUUCAUUUCUUGUUUGUUACCUCACAGCCUGCUAAGUGUUGUAAUUUCCAAUUGCCUUAAAAUGACAUCUUGUUCCAUGCAAAGUUGUGGUUUCUGAUUGCCUUUAAAAUGACACAUUAUUCCAUGCAAAUUUAGAAAAAAUUCAUUUCAGCAUAACGUAAAACUUUUCUGGUUGAUAUGGCGCUUAAAAAAAAAUAAUGAUUUUCAUUAUCAGUUUAAUGACAAAAGUAACAAGCACAAAAUUACGUGGAUAACUAUAAUAAUGUAACUUGAAGGCAACAUAGCUAAUCAGUUACCAAUAGUUCUAUACAAUUUCUAAUUGUACAACAGUAUAACAUAGUUCAAAACAUAUUUAUAGCUUCUUUGGAAAACAUUUUACUACUUUAUUUCAUCCAAUAUUUAUUAACUCCUUUAUCCAACACUUCACCUUUCCUUCACUGCAGGCCUGCACAACAGACGGCCCGCGGGCCGCACGCCCACCAGCACCCACUUUGCGGCCCGCGAAGUAAUGAAAUAUUCGUAAUUAUUAGUAUUUUCUUAAUAGUUUCCCCCGUCCUUUUUUCCUUUGGCCCGCACAAGUUUUGCAUAAAGCAUUACGGUUGCCUUACAUUUUGAGGUGUGCAGGCCUGCUUCACUGAGUUAACCCCCCUCUCUUUCCCCCACAAUGCACCACGCAUCAUUACAAUUGACAAUUUUUAAACUAUAUUUUAUACACAUUCUUGUAUAAUUUAAAUGGAUAUCUAAGUACCAGUGUGGUGGUCAUUUGCUCUUUCAAAUCUAAACUGUGUUUUAAGGGGUAAUUUAUCAUUAUUCAUGCAAGCUUUUUAGGUCUAACUAUAAAUGGUGUCAGCAGAGGUUGGUAUUUAUAGAAAUUUUUUUUUAAAAACAAAUUGAAGCUUUCACUCUACUGGUGAAAAGUUUUUUCAACUGCUACAGAAAUCUUAUUAUAAACAAUUUAUCAGAGGCAUUAAUGUUACCAGUGGGGGGACACAUGCAAGAAAGUAUCAAAAUUCAGUGGUUUAUUUUUGUGAUGGUAUUUAUGUUGAAUUUUACAAUAUAAAUUUUAUGCUGAUUUCAUGACUUUCUUACCGUAUUUUCUCAUCUUUAUAUUCCCUGCUUCGGGCGACUAUUAACAUCAUUUCAUAUUUUUUUAAUUAUUAUUAUACAGUCGCAUAAUGAAUGUUUCAUUUUCAAGUGUUAUGUUCUGUUGACAACAUUUGAUGAAAAUCCAGUGCUCAUGAUUGGAGUCUGUGCAAUGACCAUUUACCCACUAACCCUAUAGGUAUCUUUGUCUUCAUUACGGCAUUGAUGCGCUUGCUUGGUGGGGUGCAGGCCACCAAGAUCCUACACAGUGGACUUUUAGCUAAUGUUGUACGUAGCCCGAUGAGCUUCUUUGACACUACACCCUCCGGACGUAUCGUCAACCGUUUCAGCAAGGAUGUGGACACACUUGACACCGUCAUCCCCAUGAUAGUGGGCAUGUUCUUGAUGUGUGUCUUCCAGACAUUUUCCACACUUCUGGUCAUCACCAUCUCCACCCCGAUGUUCCUCACCUGUAUUGUGCCUUUACUUAUUUUCUACUACUUUGUACAGGUACAAAACCCUGACCUUUCUGGAUUCAUGUGCUUAUUUUGUUAUGUGUCUGUUUACAUGGGCCCCAGUUUUUGUUAUUGUUAAUUUAAUCAUAACUUUUUUUUUAGCAUAGGCACUACAAGAGCCCAGUAGAAUUUUGUUUGCUCUUUUUUUUUCCUUAUAGUUUUGCAGGCUAUGGAUGGGGCUAUCAAUAAAGUAUGUCACACUACUUUUUAGCAAAAACGCACUUACUAUUCAAUGUAUGAAUUUGAACUUUUCUGUCAGAAUAAGUCUGCCAUGACAGAAGGUAAAACAUGACAGAAGGUAAAACAUCACUGUCAAUUUCAGGGUUUAUUUUUAUGCUAAAAAAAAAAAAGGAUAAAAUGCUUGAUAUCUCACAAGAUCUUUAACNCCCCCCCCCGGAGCGUGAUGUACUUUAUGGACAGCCCCCAAGUGUGAAUAAACCCAUACAUUAGUUCUCAAUCCAGUGAUUUUAUGCCAUUUCACACAAUAAACAAAAUUUUCAGCUGUGGAAAGUGGAGCCCAAUUGUAAAAAAAAUAUGUUGUCAAGGAUUCCAAUUGUUCUGAGAAGACAUGUGUUGUUUUAUUCACAUGGCCAUUUUUUUUUUGUUAGCACGAUUAAUUUGAUUUAUUACACACAUUUUUAAAAAAAAUUUCAAGUUGGGAAAAAGUUUUCGUGUUUACAGUUUAUUUGAACCUAAAAAUCCUAGAAUCAAUUUUUAUUUACAUUGAACCAGUGUUGUCUUUUAUUCCAACAUACACAUACAUAGUGAAUGUUUUUCUUCAAUAGAUGUUGUUUACAGUUUGUGAUCAUGUGACAAGCUAUGAAUGUUUUGUUCAAGUUUUUGUUUUUCUAUUAAAAUUUUGACAUGUGACUCCCGGUUGGCCUGUCAGUUUCUAUAUUUUUAUUAAUAGCAUGUAAAAAAAAAAAAAAAACCUGCUACAAUUAUAAUGAAUAUCUAAAAAGAGAUUUGAGAAUAUUAGUGAAGAAUACUGCUGUUUUCAUUGAGCUAGGCAGAGUCAAAGCUACAUUAUCUUUCCAAUGGAGUGGGAUAAAAGUAAAUAAUUAUGUAAUGUUCAUCCUUAUAAGAAGUACACUCUUGACACAGGAUUUUCUGUAAGCUCUUGUAAGCAGUUGUCAGGGUUUGAGGCUGUAUUUUUAAGUCUUAAAUAAAUAGACAGAACUCAGUGAGUCUCAAAUUGUUCGUCGCUCAUAACAUUAAAAUAAAACAAAAUUAUUAUUGAUAUCCUUAUCAUUAAUUUUCUUAAAAAUCAUGUAACAACUCUAUUAGAAUGUGCAUGUUUGAUUAAUCCUGUAUCUGUAAAGACAUUUGUAUCAGCACAGAUGAUAAUUUAUAUCCUUGAAUGAUACCCAGGAACUGUUUCCAUUCCACUCAGAAUCAUUGAUUAUUUUUUUUUUAUGUCUGUCACUUUGAAGUUCAGACGUCUGUUGUUUGGCAUGUAGAAGUUGCCCUCAGUGUUUUAUUUUAGAAAUAUGCAUUGAUAUUUAUUUUAUCUGAGCUUACUAACCUUUGAUAUUAGCUUGCAUUUGGCAUGUAUUUGUUUCUGUUCACUGACAUUUUGCUAAUGUGUUACGAUAACAACAGCUUCAAGGCGCUACCACUGACGGCAACUAAAAAGGAUGGGGUGAAAUGUUUCGUCUCAUCAUCACAUUAUUUCUUUCAUUAACGUCAUUUGCAGUUUUUUUCAUUUUCUGGAGGAGAAAAUUUUCUCCUUUAAGCUUCAGUUUCAGAUUUUCAGAUCUCAAUAUUAGAAAGGGUGCUGUAUAUUUUACUUAGUCUUUCAAAACAAUUUAUUGAAAGGAAUUUUCAAAAAAUUUAUUGAAAGGAAUUUUCAAAACAAUUUAUUGAAAGGAAUUUUCAAAACAGUUUCAUGUCACCUUUCUCUUGAUGAUGUCACCUCUGUGUUUAUUAUCUUCACUUUAUGUGUGUAUAUCCUUACAUUCUUGUUCUUAAAGACAGCAAAACUAAUCGGGCCAACAAAUGGACUUUGCACAGUGAUGUGUUAAUCAUAUUUCUUUUUGGAAAAACAAUGAAGCCGACUAUAAAGUAAACAUGAAGAAGUUUAAAAAAACAACAAAAAAAACCAACAUUGAAAUAUUUGUAGGAAUCUUCAUCCUGACCUCCCAAGCCAUCGCCGCGAUCGGAGCAUCCAGGGCCUCAAGGAGCCUCCACAUGGGACUGCUGUUAGCCAUCAUUCGGCAGCCUGUCAGUUUCUUUGACACGACCCCCCUGGGCCGAGUGGUCAACAGGUUCAGCAAGGAUGUUGACACAGUGGACAUAGUCAUCCCCUCGGUGAUGCUCAUGUUGAUGGGCACAGUGAUGUCAGCGUCGGCCACUCUUGUGGUCAUUUCCAUCUCAACCCCUUUGUUCCUGGCUGUGAUUGUGCCACUGGCAGUCAUCUAUUAUUUUGUUCAGGUAUAAAGGACUCCUUCUAAGAGUACUUGUGUUGGAACGAGUAAAGUAACUAACAUCAACUGUCUUGACAUUUUGAUACAUUAGAGGGGGGGUAAGCAAUUCCAUAGUAGUUACAGAAUUUUAAUAAAAUAACUCAUUGUGUGAAUAAGGUCAUAUUUUCAUGCCCAUGUUUAAAAAAAUAUAAUAAACACUUUGGUCAAUGGCGGCAUUUAAAUCUGACAUGGUUACUUGUUAAUUUUGCCGGGCUGAAUUCAGAUAAUCGGGCUUGCCUCUAUAUCUCUUUUUGGAUAAAAGAAAAAUUUCCCUAGCUGAGGUUUUAAAAUAUUUAUUCAUUUAAAUACUGAAGAAAACUUCACAGACUAAGCCAUCAGCUGGCCACUGUCUAGUGGAAGGCAAAGAGUCUCUUAAUUUGAAUGUACUUAAAGGGUUUUAAAGCAGUCAUUUCACUGUGUUUUAAGAAUGGUGACUGUAAAGUAAUGCAUGUCUGUUAUGUGCACAGACAAGGGCAGGUUUAUCUUGGUGGAAUGAUAACACAGCGCACACACAUAAACCUUUUUUUAUUUUUGUAUCUUGCAGUUAGAGACUAUCAUAACAAAUGUAGUGAAUUUCAUCUACUUUUUUUUCCUCUUAGAAAUGUUUUACUUCUCUUUGCUUAUCCCAAUACUUUAAAUAAAAAAACAAAAAACAUCUCAAAGGAUACCAAAAUAUAUGAUGAUGAUCUCAUCUACUGUGAUAAACUCAUUGACCUAAUGGCAAACAACAGAUGAUAUUCCUAUCAUGAUGAUAUCACUCCCCAUGAUGUGUUGUAUUGUUCACAUCAGCAGAGCCAAGAGCAGCUCGAUUUGAAACUUGACAAAACAUAUUGAUAGUUUACAGCAAGUCGUGAUGGUUUUAGAGCCUCAUUGAUCUCAUACGCUUUCUGUAAAUGCAUCAUUUUAGUUUUGCCAGCACUCUUUGUAAACAGUAAAGGCUUUUACGCUUACACCAAAGGAUGCCUCAAAAAAUUUGUGUUCAUUUUUUGUAAGAACACAAAACCGGCAGUUUCCCUUCCUAUUUUUCGUUCUCUUUCAUGUUGUAACUUUGUAAACAUUGGAUCCUCCACUGUAUUGAAGUAAUCCUAUUUGAAUUUCUCACACCUAGAUGUUGUCUUUUGUUAACUAUAAAUAUUUUAACCAAUUGCUGUAAUGCCUGGGCUUAUCUUGACAAUUUUUUAUGUCUUGGGUACUGGUAGAUAUAUAUUCUCUAAUUUAAAAUACCAUAUUUCACUUUGUUGUAUUUUUUAUUUUAAAAAAAGAAAAAGAAAAAAAGCUCACUGUGUUAUGAAAAAUGACUUAAUGAUUUUUCUCUUUCAGGGAACAAAAAGCAUUAUUCUCAUCAUCAGUCAAUGCUUUUUAUAUUGAAUGAGUUUUAUAUUACACAUUUUACUGUUAUCUCAUGAGUAAAUUUCAAAUCAUGAUAUAAUUUUAAAAGGUCUAUACAUAGAAUAAGUUUUAAGUGAUUUUUUACAGCACAUAUUUUUGAAUCUCAAAUUAAACAAGCCAUUUAGAGAUCUGUUACGUUAGUUUUCUUGGAUUGUGUAACCAAUUCCAUUUUUAAUUCUACAGCAUUCCGUAGUAAUAGAAAUUACUGGAUUGUUUUAUUUCUAAAUCCUUUUUAGGCAGAUGUCAGCAUUUGCUAAAAGAAACACAAUUCUAUUGGUUUGUUUUGCACAACCUCCACCCUCCACCUGUCUAUGACCCUCCCAGAUCAAUUUUACAUUUUGAAAAAUUAACAUUUAAAAAAUAAUCCUCUCUGAUUUUUUGUCAUUGACAUAGCAAUGCCAGAAUUAAAUGUAAUCAGAUUUUCUUUUCUUGAUUCUACUUUGACAGGGAUAAGCACCUGUUCGACCUUUUUUAAACUUUUUAAAUAACUAUUUUCAUUGAGAUGAGUUUAUUUCUUUAUGAAGAGGACUCUUUAUCUGUAAGUCUUUCCCUAAAUAAGGCUAUCGAUUUUUGACAUUACUUCCAGGUAACUUUAAAAUAAUGCUGUCCACAAUAAUAUUCAUUUUUUUCAAUCAGAUGCUAUAUUUUUUUAGUUUGCAAUGUAUACAAGAAUAAGCUAUGGUGAUCGUAACGCUAAAGAACCGAAAAUAUUUGUUAGAAUUUAAAAAAAAAUUAUAGUUAUUUUCUAUUAUUUUACAGAAAUCGAAUAAAUUUAAAUGCUCAAAAAAUAUUAUAUAUCCCCUUUUAUUUUAGUAACAUUAUUAUAAAUUACAAAUAAAUUUAAAGUAACAACUAUGGAACUAUUUAAAACAUUUUAUCCUAAUUUAAAAGUUUUGAAAAAAAUUAUUAAUAAAAAAAAUUAUGAUCUCAGAAUUGCAUUGUAAUCACAAUAAUCGGGAAAACCCAAACAUCUAUUUUUAGUGUUUUUUUAAUGGGUUGUUAAUAUUGCAAAAUAAAAAUAAAAUUAAUUUGAUUUUAAUAAAUAGGCAAGGAUUAAUUGUCUAUUUUAGCAAUGGCUCUAAGUUUCUAUGAUUUAAUAACGGUGCGUAACAAAACUGAUUAUGUAUUUUCUCCUUCUUAAAAGUAAAUUUAAUAAAUAUAAUUGAUUGAUUUUUAAAUUGCUAAAAUCAAAUACAACUUUAACUUUGUAUUUUUAACAUUCAAUAAAUUUUUACUUUUUAUUCAUUCUGAAAAUAUACUUUUAUGAAAUUUAUAAAGAAGUAAAAACUUAACCUUUAAAUAUACUUUUAAUAAGAAAAUGCAGUUUAAUUCGAUCAGUGCAGCAAAACUACAUAGCCAAAUAGCAUGCACUAAUGCACUUAUCACUCAUCCAAAUAAGACCAAAGCAAAAGAAAUGCAAAAAAUUUGAAAUUUGUUUUAUUAAUUUUUUUUUUUUUUAGCUCUGUGGGGUGGUGGCGGGGAGUAAUGCGAUAAUUUAAUUUGUCCAAGGCAGCACAAGAUUCGCCUCAGAAUAAAAUUGAUAAAAAAUGAACCUUCUUAGGUACAUAAAUAUCGGGAGUAGGAAAUAGGGUGUGUAGAUUUUUACGUGGAUGACAAUAUCUUUAAAUCCAACCAUAAUACAGUUGUGAAAAAUAGAUGCUAUAUUCUCAUUUUACAAAUUAAGAAAAUCAAUAACGUUAACAAAAGGCUAAGUACGUUUACAUAAUUAUCCACUUAAAUAUCAAAACCCAAUCAUUUACAAGUGAAAAUUAAUUUUUCAAAAUAGAGAUGGGUUAAGCUUUUCUUAGAUAGAUAGAUAGAUAAAUAGAUAGAGAGACAGACAGACUGAUAGAUUAGAUAGAUGAUAGAUAUAAAGAUUAGAUUGAUAGAUAGAUGGAUGGACAGACAGACGGAAUGCUUCCUUGAAUAGUAACGCAAAGGGUAUCUUUUAUUGGAUAAACUAUAUUUAUACAUACUAUAUACAAAAUAAUGUAUGUAUGUCCUGUAUGCGCUCCUAUAACAUUCAUCCGAUAGUGAUAAAACUUUUGUGAGUUGUUGUACACUUGCCCGCAAAUGUUUCUGAAUUAUUGCACACAUUUUACAAUAUUCCGUUUUGGGCCUGGGGCCCUAAAUUAUUUUUUCCACCCUUUAUGAGCUAAACAUAAUUUUUAUGCGUUCCUAUACCAUUCAUCCGAUUGCAAUAAAACUUUGGUAAGUUGUUGUGCGCAUGCCCGCAAAGGUUUCUGAAUUAGGUUAUCCAUUUUGAAAUAUUCCUUUUGGGGCUGGGGGCCCUAAAUUAUUUUUUACUUACAUGAACUAUACAAAUAUAAUUUCAAAUAGAGCUAUUUCAUGCGUGGAUGGAUUUGAAUCGAAUACAAGUGACAUACUAAUUUUUUUUUAUGCAAGGUAUAUAAAUAUAAUUUGAAACAAAGCAACUGCAUGGGUGGAUCAAUCGCUAAAAGUGUGUGGACUAAAUUUAAAAAAUCCAUGCUUCUCACAUGGACAGCUGUAAUUUGCCUGCUCAUGUGUCGAAAAACCUUUUAAUUUAUUUGUGUACGCACCAGACGGGAAAAAAAAAAUGUUUUAUUUAAAAAUAACUUAAAAAAACGUCUUUAAAACACAAACACUUUUUUUCUUUGCAUUCCAUUGCAACGCAUGCCGGGUUCUCGCUAGUUAAUAAGGUAAUUCUUCCUGUAGCAAUUGAAAUGGGCACAUGAUACUUAGUGUCUACUGAACCAAGUACAUUAUUUUAUCAUUUACCUGAGAGAUGAUCAUCAAUAUUUUUACAAAAUAUGUAAAUAAGGAAAUUCAGAUGUCAUAUUGAAAUGGCUUAGCAUGUCAAGUUACAAUCAUAUUAAGGAGAAAAAAAGGAACUCAAUGGUUGAAUUAAGUUAACACUAUGAUACAAAAAUUUUUUUAACCAUUGCAUUUUUUAUCAAUGUAUUUGAUUGGUGCUUGCGGUGCUUAUUUUGUUUCUUUUUAACCUUAUAGAGCUUUGCUUGUGCCUUCUGUGUUGCUUUUAAUACCCUGCUGGUUUUAGUUUAUGAUUUAAUGAGAAUUUAAUUAAUCACAGCAUUAAAGGAAUCUUCUAAAAUAAACAUAUUUUUUAUCAGUGUUCAAGUGUAUUUGCUUUCAACAUUUAAUUUAAUUUUGUAACUAAUAAAUCUAACCUAGUAACAGUGGCUCAUUCCCUAUGCAGUGAAUUAAUUAAAUUUUAUAAUCAGUUUAAUCCUCAUUUGAAAUUGGUAUUGUAAAUCAUUAUCUUAGAAAACCCAUAUUAUGUCGCAUAAGACAAUGAAAUAAUAAAUUAAGCAUUCCAAAUAAAAGGCUUACAUCUAGUAGCGCAAAAAAAAAAAAUCUAAAGAUGUUAAUUUUAUUUAAUCACAACGUUAAUAACGAUGCCUGAAUAUUAAAAAUAACACUUGGUAGUUAAAAAAUUAUGCUAACUGAUGUAACACAUUAACUUUCUCCAGAGAUUUUACGUAGCAACAUCCCGACAACUGAAACGUCUCGAGUCCAUAAGUAGGUCACCAAUCUACUCCCAUUUCGGCGAGACCAUCACAGGAGCCAUGACCAUCAGGGCGUUUGGCCAGGAGGCUCUUUUCAUUAAAGACUCUCAAACCAAAGUGGACAACAAUCAGAUCUGCUACUACCCUAGUAUUGUGGCCAACAGGUUGGUAGUGAGAUGGUAUUGUUGACAAUGAGCUGUUGAAAACAUUAUUUUAAUGAGCUUUAAACUGAUUUUUUUAAAGAUUGGUGACAUUAAUCUUUCAUUAGCAUCAGUGGAGCUACAGCCCAUGUAGGGCCCUGGCCUGCUCCACCACAUCCUUCCAUACGGAUCGAUCCAUGGCCUUCCGCCUCCAUUCACGAACCCCCAACUGGUGAAAAUCCCUCUCCCCAUCGUUGAUCCAUCUCAGACUAGGGCGACCAGUGAGUCGUCUGCUCCUAGAUUUUGUCUGUAUAUCUUCUUUGCUGCUCUACAUUCCGGCAUCCUUUCAACAUGUCCUGCCCAGCUCAGUCUGCCUUUUUUUAUUGUUGCGACUAUGGGUGGGUCUUUGUACAAUUGGUAUAGCUCUUGGUUUGUACAGAUUCUCCAGACAUCAUUUUCUAUCAUUGGGCGGUAUAUUUGGUCCAAACAAUUUUGCUAAUCUUUGGUCCUGACAAUUUUGAAAAGCUGAUGCGAUAUUGGAGCUAUUAGCGUUGAGAUUGCAAAGUUGAAAUAUGCUAAGCCCUUGGCCAACUGUUAUGUUUUUUUAGUUGAUGAGUUGAAAGCUUGAAUCUAAAGCUCUGGCGUGAUUAGAAAUAAUUGUUGUAAACAAUGUUUAUUGUUUUAUAACCGGCGUGGCACAACUUUGGGAAGUCAGAUGUAUUACAUUAUUGAAUUUUUCCAUAAUUUUUAAAUACUCUUAUGUUGUUGAGUUUUGUAGAAGUGCGUUUAUUUCUUGGCUUGUGCCUGCAGUGGGGAUUAUUGUAAGGUCAACAAAAAAAAAAAAAGCUGCCAUACAAAAUUGAACACUUUGCGGUGGAAAUACUUAUUUUCUUUCUUAAAAGCUUAAGUAGGUUGUUGUUUUUCUUUUUUUUUGUUAGCUAUGACCCAUUCUAAAUUAUGUUGAUGGUCAUGAAACAUUGUAUUGACUCAAUUUCACCUUACACUUAAAGAUGGCUGGCUAUUCGCCUUGAGAUAGUGGGAAACUUCAUCAUCUUUUUUGCAUCACUCUUUGCCGUGAUUGGUCGGGAUGAUCUGAGCCCUGGCAUUGUGGGUCUGUCCAUCACCUACGCCAUGAAUGUGAGUAAUGUUAAUAUUCUCAUUCUAUAUACUAGUCAUGAUCAACUGAAAAUGUUAAAUGUGAUAUAUAUUAUAAAAAAAAAAGAAGAAAAUUGUUAUAGCUUCAUUUUUAUUGAACACCUCAGAUUUGGCUGAUAAAAGAUGAGACCCCCAGGGAUAUGUAAUCAUGUGAUUGUCUUUGUCUUCAGGUGACACAAACUCUCAACUGGCUGGUGCGUAUGACUUGUGAGCUGGAGACAAACAUUGUGGCUGUGGAGAGAAUCAAAGAGUACACAGAGACCCCAACUGAGGUAUUUGUCUCAAUUCUCUUUAAAAAAGCUUUGUUGGCUAUUCAUAUGUUCAAGUCCACAAUUUAUACCUUCAACUUAGGAAUUCAUCUCUUAAAGUUAGCAAUUAUUAUCUUCAAGAUAACGAUUCAUGUCUUCAUGCUAGAGAUUCAUAUCUUCAAAUUGGCGAUUCAUAUAUUCAAGUUGACACUUCAUAUAUUCAAGUGAGCGAUUCUUAUAUUCAAGUGACCGAUUCUUAUCUUCAAUUUGACAAUUCGUACCUUCAAAAUAACAAUUCUUACCUUCAAGUCAGUGAUUCUUAUAAGUCUUUUCAUGAGUUCCAUGUGCCAGAUCUUCAUUUUUCUUUCUUCAUUAAACAAAAUUAAUUUAAAUCUUAUUUUAACUUUAUGUACUUCAACUCUUCAUUUUUUAAUCUUAUGUCUACCCAGCCUUAUGAUAACAUUACUUGGCUACAAAGAACCUGUAGAAAUUUGUGCUAAGAUAAUUAACCCUUCAGCCUGCACAAUGCUAUUUUUUUAUCCCUGAGAGUGCUAUGAAAAAUGUGUAGCAAUCAUUUAAAAAACAAAACAUUUCCACUUUCUAAUGUUAAACAGAAGUGAUUUUAAGAUAUGAUACAUUUUUUAUUGAUCCAAAUAGAUGCUUUUUUAAUUUAUUUUCAGCAUAUAAAUAAAUAAAAAUAUUAACCAAGAGAACAUUUCACAAUUAUAAUAACUUAAACACAAGACAGCUUAACUUAUUCUCUAGUGUAGAAAUCAGCCUUGAACUCCUUUAGCGACAAUAAUGACUUAAUUAGUGAUCAUUGAGAUUUGGUAACCAUUGGGGGGGUGGGGGAACGCUGGUAAUUUCAUUUGUACAGACUGGGGAACAAAGAAUUUUUAUAUAUUUCGGUCCUAACUUUAAGAGAAAGGAAUUGCCCUGAUUGAGUUGAUCUUAGGUACCGGUAUCUGUGAUGAAGUGGGUGUGGGAUACAUCACCAAAAAAUUUGACCCCACUGUAUUUUUACAUGCUGCAGUAGCUAAUUUAGAGAUCAUGUUACAGGCUUUAGAAUUCCACAUUAGCAUUUACAAAAGAGAAAACCAUUGUUAAAUGUAUAAAAAUCUUUUAUUAUAACUCUUAUAACUUGACCAGGCUGCAUGGGUCAUUGAAAACAAUCGUCCAAGCCCAGGGUGGCCGGAUAAAGGCGUUGUUGAGUUCAAGGAUUACAAGUUCCGUUACAGAGAAGGCCUUGAUCUUGUGCUCAAGGGCAUUAACUGUACCAUACAACCUGGGGAAAAGGUAAGCAAACAUUUAUUUAGAUGUUUUCCAAACAAUGCCUUCCAAGCAAUGCUUUCUUUAAAGCUUAAAUAGAAUGAUUAAAUUCACUUUUAACUGUAAAAGAUUUUUGGAGGAAUGUUUAAUCAGUUUUAAGACAUUUAUCUUGAUAAAUCUCAAUUGUUAGUAUCCUUCUACUUUUAUCUACUUCUUAGAGACAAAGUGUAUUCAAUAUUGCUCAAAGAGCGAUUUAUCUCCUAAAUAAAUCAUGUCUUUCCACAGGUGGGCAUUAUCGGCCGCACUGGAGCAGGAAAAUCAUCCCUGACCCUGGCCUUGUUCCGAAUCAUCGAGGCUGCAGAGGGAACCAUAACUGUGGAUGGCAUUAACAUCGCUACAAUCGGUCUUCAUGACCUGCGGUCCAAGCUUACCAUCAUCCCUCAGGUACUUAGACUCAAGUCUUUAGCUUCAGUCACGUUGUCCUAUCAACUGAGUCUUUAGCUUCAGUCGUGUUGUCCUAUCAACUAAGUCUUUAGCUUCAGUCGUGUUGUCCUAUCAACUAAGUCUUUAGCUUCAGUCGCGUUGUCCUAUCAACUGAGUCUUUAGCUUCAGUCGCGUUGUCCUAUCAACUGAGUCUUUAGCUUCAGUCGCGUUGUCCUAUCAACUUUACGAUUUUGGAAAACGUCUUUUUUAAAAGUUUAAGAGACAUUUUUUUGCUAUUAAAUUUGUUUGGCAUGAAAUACCAAAUUAAAACACAGGAAAUAAAACCAAAGUCUGAAAUAUGUGCGCACUGUAUUCAUUUUAGUUACCAAAUAAAAUAAAUAAAAAAAAUAAUAAUAAAAAAUGCAAAUUUAAGUAAAUGAAAUGGGUUUUGUUGAAUGUUUCAUGGAUUUCCUGGAAAUUCUGUACUUGCUACAACCUUUUCUGUGGUAAAAGAUGAAUUUCAAGAUGAUUAAUUCCUUGGCUGAUUUUUGAGUGGCUGUGUUUAUUUAUCAGGACCCAGUUCUUUUCUCUGGUACAUUGAGGAUGAACCUGGAUCCGUUUGAGGCACACACAGAUGAGCAGGUGUGGUCUGCACUGGAGCAUGCUCACCUCAAAACUUUUGUCUCUGGCCUGGAGAAAGGUCUCCUAUUUGAAUGUUCAGAGGGAGGAGAAAAUCUCAGGUACUAGUCAACAAAGUUCUGUAUGGAUAGCAAAUAGUCAACUCAAUGGAUGAUUUUUGUAUUUCAAAACGCUAUAGUAGACUUAGUUUAGAUAGUAUUUAUUUAGGUUUAAUUUUAAUGAUAUAACUGCUUCAUUCAGAUAUUUUAAAAGUUGUUUUGUUGGCCUUCGGUAGAUUAUUUAGCUGAUUUUUAGAAAUCUCAUUUCAGUGUAGGACAACGGCAGUUGGUGUGUCUGGCGAGGGCGCUUCUCAGAAAAACUCAGGUUCUGAUACUGGACGAGGCUACAGCAGCUGUGGAUUUGGAGACAGAUGAUCUAAUCCAAGCCACCAUCCGUAGUGAAUUUGCAAACUGUACAGUUCUGACCAUAGCACACAGACUCAACACGAUCAUGGACUACACAAGGUAGGCAUCUCCUGGAUGAUAAUGAAGGAAAUAUGAAAAGUGUUUUGGUCAGUAGUUCACCCAUUUACAUAACUGCUUCUUAAUAAAUGAUAAAUCACGUACAGUUACAUAGAUGCAAUCGAAAACGGAUACAAUGGAUUUAAAGUCGAAAAUCUUUGUUUUUAUGGGUUGAUUUUGUUUCACUUGCUCUAAUUCAAUUAUGACUGCGUGAUCUCGGAUAAGUUUAGCUUUCUGUCUCAGCUGUUACACCAGCAAAGUUACAUUCUUGUGCUUGUUCUGUUUCUAGGAUUCUGGUUCUGGAUGCAGGAAGAAUUAAAGAGUUUGAUGAUCCAAAAGUCCUGCUGCAGAAUCCAAGCAGUAUGUUCUAUAGCAUGGCUAAAGAUGCAGGUCUGGCCUAG